Molecule: messenger RNA, 5016 nt
Organism: Puma concolor (puma)
Lineage: Eukaryota; Metazoa; Chordata; Mammalia; Carnivora; Felidae
Source: RefSeq, a predicted model, not a curated record
AUGGAGCCUGGCAGGCCAGCGCCCUGGCCAGGGCUCCCCCCGCAGCAGGCCAAGCCACGGAAACAUGGCAAGCAGACGUCCGGUAGCUGGACUUGGCUGCAGGCUCUGUCCUCAGACGUGUUCUUCAAGCUGUGCCCGCUCCUGGCGAGGGCCAGCGCCCGCCACCUACGGAUGCAGGAAGGCCUGUGGGAGUGCCCGCCCAGCCUCCUGCAGAGCCCCCGGCGGCCACACGGCGGCACUGUGGGAGCUCGGCCGCCAGACCCCGGGGCUGGCCAGUCCACCGCGCACAGGGGCCCGGCCGCCUCCUGCACUCCAGCUGGUCACUCGGCCUGCUCCUGCCCCGGGAGGCUGCGGCCUGAGACCCGCAGCCUGGACGUUCAGAGGGAGCCACUCGGGGACUUUCUGAUGCUGGUCACCAGCAAGAGGAACCACAACGGGGAGGGUGACAGUGAUGAAGCGGUGACUGCCCACCUUAGGGCCGAUAUCUGCUCCCAUGGGCGGUGCCACGCAGGGGCUGUGAACUUGCAGCAGCCCUUAGCCAAGGUUGAGCAGAGCAGGACACUGGGGGCAGGAGGAAAGGACACGGCCGGGUUCAACUACGAGUCUGAGAGGCUGGAGGACACCGUCUUGAGUCCCAUGGCCAGCAGAGAAGACCGGGCACUGACCAUGCGUGGGGAAGGCUGGCCGGCUUUGCCCACCCCUGUGCCCGCCCGAAUCCGUGAGAUCGUAGCUGGCAGCCUGAGGGACGACCCACACCAAGCAGGGCUGCAGGAGCCGCCGGCCGUGUCAGCAGGGGUGCAGGAGGAAAACAAGAGUCUGCAGGAGGAGCUGUCCAGGCUGGGGGAGCUGCUGGCCCAGGCAGACGCAGAGCAGGACGAACUGGCCGGCAGGUACCACGCGGCCAGUGCGCGGCUACAGGCCCGUCUGGAGACCACCGAGGCUCGGCUGCGGAGGUCGGAGCUGGAGCAUAGCGCGGACCUGGAGGAGGCCCUGGGCCGUUUGGAGGCCGCUGAGCAGAGGAGCACGGGGCUCUCCCAGGUGAACACCCUUCUGCGGGAACAGCUGGGGCACAUGAAGAAGGCCAACGACAGGCUGGCCGAGGAGCUGGCCAGGACGACGGACGGCGUACUCCAUCUUCGGGGCCAGCUGGAGCUGAGGGAGGCACGGCGCCGGGCAGAGACACAGAUCCGGCGCACACGCUCGGGGGGGUCCCAGGACUUCCUCCUCCUGUGGAGACAGGUCACCGCAAUCCGCGUACAGCUGGCCGAGCUGCGCACAACCGCAGAGAGGGCUCUCACCGACAUGCGCGUGGAGAUGGCCAGGACAGCCGGGCGCCUGCAAACGGCCUGCCUGGCCCUGGGCUCCAGGCUGCGGCUGGCGGCCAGCAGUGCGGCGGGCGCCCUGGAGCAGCGGCUGCGGGACCAGGUGCGGGAGACGCUGCAGCUGCAGGGCCGCUGGGACGCAGAGAAGGUGGCGCUCCAGGCCAGACUCUCUGAGCAGACGCUGCUGGUGGAGAAGCUCACAGAACAAAACUCGAAGAAGGAGAGAACCAUCUCUUCCCUCAAAAUGGAUGUCCAGAAACUGGUGGCCCAGGAAGACGCAGGGUGCCCGGAGCGGGCGUGCAGCGGCGGUCCCGAAGCUCAGGAGGCACAGGGCCAAGUGCGGAGGCCCGGGAGCUCUGCGUCCUCCCACUGCGGGGUGUCCCCACCGCGGGCCCGCGCCCUGGACGCCCUGCACCCCGCACUGCAGGCUGUGCAUGCGGCUAUCGAGAGGUGGCGGCUGCUGGAGCAGGAGCUGCGCCUGCAGCUCGGGUCCUCCCAGGCGGCGGCAGCCAGGCUCCGGGAGCAGCUGUCGGAGGCCCAGCGGGAGCUGCAGGCCGCAAGGAGGCUCCUACAGGAGCGGGUGCAGGAGCAGGUGCGGGAGCCCGAGGACCUCCUGCGCGAGCUGGAGGCGCAGAGCCGCGAGGCACAGCGCUGCAGGGCGUCCAGCGAGCUCUUGCAAAGAGAGAAAAGGGCUCUGGAAACGGCGGUGGAGGAGAUGAGAGGGAAGGCGGCCUGUGCAGACGCAGAGAAGCAGAGGCUAGAAGCCGAGAACACGGAGCUGCACAGGAGCCUCCUGCUGUGGGCGGAACAGAAGGAAGAGCUGGUGCAGCAGGGCGAGCGGGGCCGCAGGGAGCUGGAGACCAGUCAAGGGCGCCUGGAGCAGCUGGAGGAGAAGGUCUCAGGGCUCAAGAAGGAGCUGGUGUCCGCCCAGGAGGCGCUGAACUCGGCCCGGCUGCAGAGGGACGUUCUGGAGAGCGAGAGGGAGGGUCUGCACAGAGCCCUGGCCCGGGACAGACAGAGAAUCCAAAGCAGACUCCAGACUCUGAGCUGUCAGCACAGAAUCACGUGCAAGAAGCAGGCCCUGGAGGAGCAGCUCGCCCAGAGCCUGCAGGACCGGGAGGCCCAGCAGGACACGCUGCAGAGGACCCUGCAGGAGAAGGAGGCUCUGUCUGAGGAGCGGGCCCAGCUGCUGGCCAAGCAGGAGGCCCUGGAGAGGCAGGUCCGGCUCACGGCUGAGGAGGCGGCCGAGCUCAGGGCUGAGAGGGACUCUCUGGAGAGAAGCCUCUUUGAGACCCAGCAGCUGGUGAUGCAGCUCCAGGCACAGCGGGAGCAGCUGGAGGGACAGGCCCGGAGCAUGCGGCUCGCUCGGCAGACCCUGCAAGUGGAAAUGCAGCAGCUGAGAAGUGCCUGGGAGGUCCAGGAGACAAAGCUGCAGUGGGACGUGGGGAGGCUUCAGCGGCAGGUGGCACAGCAAGAGCGGGACUUGCAGCUGGCCCUGGAGAGCCAGGCGCUGGCCCACCACGAGGACCUGGCUCGGCUCCAGAGGGAGAAGGAGUCCCUGAGUCUGUCUCUGACGGAGGAGAAGGAAGUGGCAGCUCACUGGCUGGAACAGGAGAAGAAGCUGGUAGCAAAGAAUGCGGCCAAGAGGGAGGCUCUGAAGGAGGAAAUUCAGAGCCUAAAGCAUGAGCGGGAUGAGAGUCUCCUCCAAUUGGAAAAUGAGAUGCAAGAGGCCCUGUCACUGAAAGAAGAAGAGAGGAGGCUGCUGAGGGAAGAACUCUUCAGAACCAUGCAGGAGCUGGGACAGGUGCGGCAGGAGGCCCAGAGCCAACAAAAGCAAGCCGAGGGAGAUGAGGGCCGAGGAGCAGGGGUCUCGAGCCAGGGCCACCUGCACGGCUACCCGCCCCAGGGUAGGCAGCAGCCCCAGUGCCACGGCAUCACUGAAGGCCAGCGGGCAGCAGCGGGGGCGGGGGGCCGUCAAGCGGAGGCAUCUGGACCCGGGAGGGGGCAGUACGGAUGUGUGGGCACAGCCAGGUGCCACGCUGUCCCUGCUGUCUGGCAAGCAGCGUCCCCGGGGGCCAGGGAGGGAGCAAGGGCCCAGGGCCAGCAGGGCCAGACCGUCACCUCCCCGGUUCUGGGACCAGCCCUCGUGAGGCACCCUGCACCCCCAGGCGGGCAGAGCCAGGUUGUCCGCUUUUCUCUCAAGCACCUGGGCACACAGGGCUGGGGGCACCUGGGCGCUGCCGGACCAGAGCCAGAGGCCGAUCGGCAGCUCCUACCCGCCCCGGCCCCCAGCGGCCCCGACAGCCUCGUGCCCCUUCCCCAGGCGGAGGGGCUGCGGGCACAGCUGGACGAGGCCCGGGAGGCACUGGCCGUGCUGCGCGGGGAGCUGCAGGGCAGCGAGGAGAACCGCGAGGGGCUUCGCAGGGAGGCCCAGGAGGCCCGCCGGGCGCUGGGCGAGGAGGCCCACGAGAAGGCUGUGCUGCAGAGCUCCAACACCGAGCUGCGGGCCGCUCUCCGCAGGGCCGAGCAGGACAAGGCCAGUUUUCAGAGGUCCAAGGAAGAAAAGGAACAGAAGGUGCUGGUCCUGGAGGAGGCGCGAGCAGCGGCCCAGAAGGAGGCCUGUGAGCUGCGGGCCAGCCUACGGGAGGUGCAGCAGGCUCGCGCCGACGCCCGCCAGGAGCUCCAGGAGCUGGGCACACAGGUGAACAUGCUGCGGGCUGAGAACCGGAGAAAGAACGGAGUGAGGACAAGAGGCCUGGGGGCGAGGUGCGGAGGGCAGGUGGCUCUGGGACAAAGGGCUUCUACGUGAGCCCUCAUGACCCUCCCACAGGUCCUGAGGCUGCGGCGGGAGCUGGAAGAGGCGGAGGCUGGAGCUGAGGCCCGAAAGCAGCAGCUGGAGGAGGGCCUCUGCCAGAGCCGGGGGGCCGAGCGGACCCUCCGGGCCGAGCUGCACAUGGUCACGGGGAAGCUGCAGCAGGCCGGUAGCGUGGCCGACGGCCUCCAGGCUCGCCUGGACGAGGCCGGCCGCCGGCUCCACAGCCUGGAAGGGGAGCUGGCCCGGGCUGAAGGCGCCAGGCGGCACGCGGAGGCCCAGCUGGGCCGGCUGUGGUCCACCCUGUGCCGCGGCCUGGGGCUGCGGGGACGAGGCCCCUCAGGCUCCCCCGAGUGGCCCGGCUUCCCCAGUACAGGCUCAGAUAGCAUCCAGAGCGCCGGCCCCCCGACCAGGUCCAGCUCACCACUCCGAUGGCCCUCACCGGCACCUGGGGACCCCUGCCCAGAUGUGGACGUGGACUCUGUGCGAGACGCCCUGACGGACUUUGUGCAGAAACUGCGGGUUGCCCAGAGGGAACGGGACGACUGGCACCUCCAGGUGGUGAGCCUGAGCGGCCGGCUGAGCGAGGCAGAGCGCGAGCGUGCCCAAGCCCAGAGCCGCGCGGCACGGCUGCAGGAGGCACUGGCAGAGGCGGAGGAAGCCCGGCGCCAGGCGGAGAGUGAGAGGCGCAGGGCCCAGGCAGCGCGCGCCCUGCAGGAGGAGGCGCUCCGGAGCCUGGAGGAGCAGCACCGGGCUGGCAGGCGGGCGGCCAGCUGGGAGAAGCAGAGGCUCCAGGUGGCCAGUCUGAAGAAGCAGCCAGACCAGGAAGCACCUCGGCAUCAACAGGCCCGCCUCGGCCAGGCCUUGCAGGCCAAGAAGUGA